This is a messenger RNA of Lentinula edodes (shiitake mushroom), 591 nucleotides long. RefSeq lists its product as uncharacterized. The transcript is spliced from 6 exons. The record is from RefSeq and is a predicted model, not a curated record. Lineage: Eukaryota; Fungi; Basidiomycota; Agaricomycetes; Agaricales; Omphalotaceae. The coding region runs from base 1 to 591 and encodes 196 amino acids.
AUGACGCGGAAGAUGUUAUCUAGUCGAUACUACAAUUCCUCGGACUACAUCAUUCGAGGACGGAACGAAGUUGCAACGGAAGAUUUUUUCUAUUGUAAAAUCGUUACACCAGCAUUGUCGCGUCGCUGUCCAUUCUCAGUCCUUGACGGGAGGAGAGCUCCUAGCGGCUCGGAGUGCAAUUCUACUGCUCUGCUAUUCCCGUUCAAGACGGACAACGGACAUGAGAUAGAAGUUCGACAUCAAGUAACAUUGGAAAUUAUUCCGUGUGAAGAUAAUCUACAAACUCGAGUUGUGAAUCAACUUUCUCUGUGUGCCUUUCCCCUUGUGCUCCACUCUUUUGGCUUAUCGAACAAGGAAUCGCGAGAAGAUGAUACAACAAAUGUCAAGGUUUUCAAGCUCUUUGUAUGGCGGGGGGAACACUUAGCGGGGCUAGAAGAUUACCCGCUCAACAACUUGAAGUUUUUGAUCGACGUCGAUAACUCGGAAGUUUUAUACCUCCACGCACAGGACGUGACUGCAUCGGUAUAUUUUAUGAGGGGCCAUCCCGUUGCAGACGCUUUCAAGAGGCGGAUUUUCAAGCGUUCAUUUUAA